Molecule: messenger RNA, 771 nt
Organism: Marasmius oreades (fairy-ring Marasmius)
Lineage: Eukaryota; Fungi; Basidiomycota; Agaricomycetes; Agaricales; Marasmiaceae
Exons: 12
Coding region: 1-771 (256 amino acids)
Biological process (GO): defense response
Cellular component (GO): extracellular region
Source: RefSeq, a predicted model, not a curated record
AUGAAACUGUUCUCCGUUGCAACUGUCCUUGCGUCGAUAGCCGCUACUACUGCGCGCACAUUUACUGUCUUCAAUGCGUGUCCAUUCACCAUCUGGCCAGCGAUGUUCACCGACUUGAACGUCGGUAGUGCAGUUCCAAAUUUCGCCAAUGGCUGGCAAGCGGCAUCUUUCACCAGCGUCUCUUUCAGUGUUCCAGACAAUUGGAGAGCAGGUCGAAUUUGGGCUCGACGUGACUGUAACUUUUCUCAGAAUCCUGGUCCUAACUCUUGUCUUGACGGUGGCUGCAACGGCGGGUUGGUCUGUGAUUCACGCACAGGAACCGGUGUGCCCCCAGCGACCCUCGCAGAGUGGACGUUGUCCGCCGAUCCCAACAUUCCAGAUAACUACGACCUGUCUCUUGUCGACGGCUACAACCUUCCUGCACGGAUCUCAAACAACAAGGGUUGCCCUGUCGCACAGUGCAACGUCGAUUUGGGUCCCAACUGCCCUGCUCCCCUUAAGGGACCUUUCGAUUCAACUGGAUUCCCAGUUGGCUGCAAAUCGGCGUGUGUAGGUCUCGCAUCGUUUUUUUCCUGGACAGGUGACUCUGCUAACUGCUGUUCCGGAAGCCACAACACACCGCAAACCUGCCCGUCCUCCGGUGUUCAAUUUUACAGUUAUUUCAAGAGCAACUGCCCUACGGCAUACGCCUAUGCGUUCGACGAUGCUACGGCGUUGUUUACGUGCCCUUCCAGCGCGAAGGCUGAUUAUACCCUUACCUUUUGCCCAUGA